AUGUUGGUGCAGUUAGAAAGUGAACGGGACUUCUUAGACGCCGUAAUAACAGGCUACGAAUCAUGGGCAUUCCAGUACGACCCCGAAAUCAAGCGCCAAAGUUCGGAGCGGCACACCGCGAACUCCCCGCGCUCCAAGAAAGCGAGAAUGUCGAAGUCCGAGGUAAAGACAAUCUUCAUUGUCUCUUUUGACAAGCGUGGGGUGGCCCACAAAGAAUUUGUACCUUCGGGAGGAACCGUCAAUGCCGCGUUCUACAAAGAAGUCCUUGACCUCCUUCACAGAGCCGUGAAACGGAAACGACCGGAUAUUGCUGAUCGCUGGAAGCUCCACCACAACAACGUUGUAGCCCACACCGCCUUUGCUGUGACCACCUACCUGGCCCGGAUAGAGGUUGUAACAUUGCGGCAGCCACUGUACAGCCCCGAUGCGAGCCCAACAGACCUUUUGCUGUUCCCAAAGCUCAAGAGAAGCCUGAAAGGUCACCUUUUCGACAAUGGCAUGCCAACUAUUUCUAAAGUUUGUUGCAAGGAAUAG
Molecule: messenger RNA, 534 nt
Organism: Dermacentor andersoni
Lineage: Eukaryota; Metazoa; Arthropoda; Arachnida; Ixodida; Ixodidae
Source: RefSeq, a predicted model, not a curated record